This is a messenger RNA of Trematomus bernacchii (emerald rockcod), 2936 nucleotides long. RefSeq names its product methylenetetrahydrofolate reductase (NAD(P)H) (gene mthfr). Gene Ontology annotation, cellular component: cytosol. Lineage: Eukaryota; Metazoa; Chordata; Actinopteri; Perciformes; Nototheniidae. The transcript has 12 exons. The record is from RefSeq and is a predicted model, not a curated record. Gene Ontology annotation, biological process: tetrahydrofolate interconversion. Gene Ontology annotation, molecular function: methylenetetrahydrofolate reductase [NAD(P)H] activity; FAD binding. The coding region runs from base 373 to 2358 and encodes 661 amino acids.
CAGAAUAUAGUCUGGGUCACUUCUAUCUGUCUGUUUGAAUGUAAUAACUACACGGCUUGCAUCGUGAACCACGCAGCUAACAUUAGCUGUUCCCACAGAGCUAGCAGUUUGCUACUACACUACUUUACCUGCACGCGCGGGGGGAUAUACCUGGGUAUAAAGUGAGCGGCUCGUGCUACUCUGUGUUUGGGAGUUGAUGUCAUCACAAAAAUGUCUUACUUUUCUACAGUUUAGAGGUAAUAAUGGGUGAGAAGGGACCCAUGGUCUUUACUAGAAGCAUGUUUUGGGGUUAUCGUGGUAACUUUAGGAUUAACGCUGGCCGGGUUUCAGCCCUACGACGCUGGUUCACUUCUCCAUGACUAAGUUACCAUCAUGGUUAACCAGGUUCAGCGAGGGGACGGUAGUUGGCAGUCAUGCAAGAGUGACUCCAGCGGGGCGAGCAACAGUGGGGGGGAGAGCUCCAAGGAAAGCUCCCGCUGCUCCACUCCGGUGCUGGAUGCAGACCGCUCAGACAGGCUGCGGGACAAGAUGCGCAAGAGGACGGAGUCUGGAGACUGCUGGUUCUCGCUGGAAUUCUUUCCUCCCCGCACAGCCAGUGGAGCUGUCAACCUUAUAUCAAGAUUUGACCGUAUGGGCAGCGGAGGGCCUCUGUUCAUCGACAUAACUUGGCACCCAGCAGGGGACCCAGGCUCCGACAAGGAAACCUCAUCUUUGAUGAUUGCAAGCACAGCAGUCAAUUAUUGUGGCCUAGAGAGCAUCCUUCAUCUGACCUGCUGCAACCAGACCAAAGAGAAGAUUACUGGCUACCUCGCCAAGGCCAAGCACCUGGGCCUCAAAAACAUCAUGGCCCUGAGGGGAGACCCAGUGGGAGCCGACUGGGAGGAAGAGGAGGGAGGCUUCAACCACGCCAUAGAUCUAGUUCAACACAUCCGAUCAGAGUUUGAAGACUACUUUGAUAUCUGUGUUGCUGGAUACCCCACAGGGCACCCCGAGGCAGAAAGCUAUGAGGAGGAUUUAAGACACCUAAAGGAAAAAGUAGAUGCUGGAGCAGACUUUGUGAUCACCCAGCUGUUCUUCAGAGCAGACACAUUCCUCAAGUUCCUGGAUGACUGCAGGGCAAUUGGUAUCACAUGUCCCAUCCUACCAGGAAUUUUCCCCAUCCAGGGUUACCAGUCUCUUCGUCAGCUUGUGAAUCUGUCGAAGCUCGAGGUGCCAGAGGAAAUCACAGAAGUCAUCGAGCCCAUCAAAGACAACGAUGCUGCUAUUCGUAACUACGGAAUACAACAGGCGGUGGAGAUGUGUCGUGUGCUGCUAGACAGUGGAAAGGUACCGGGACUCCACUUUUACACACUGAAUCGAGAGGUCGCCACCAUGGAGGUGCUGCGACAGCUGGGGCUGUGGAUAGAGGACCCCAGACGUCCUCUUCCCUGGGCAGUUAGUGCCCAUCCCAAGCGGAAGGUAGAAGAUGUUCGACCCAUUUUCUGGGCAUCCCGACCAAAGAGCUACAUUUACAGAACUCAGGACUGGGACGAGUUCCCCAACGGCAGAUGGGGAAAUUCCUCUUCUCCAGCUUUUGGCGAGUUAAAUGACUACUACCUGUUCUACCUGAAGAGCAAGUCAUCUAAAGAUGCACUGCAGCAGAUGUGGGGAGAGGAGCUGAAAAAUGAGGAGAGUGUCUAUGAGGUCUUCACGUGCUACAUCACAGCCCAAGAGAACCAAAGUGGACACAAGGUGAAGUGUUUGCCAUGGAAUGAUGAGCCUCUGGCCCCAGAAACCAACCUGCUGAAGGACGAGCUGGAGAAAGUGAACAGACGAGGAGUCCUCACCAUCAACUCCCAGCCCAACAUAAACGGCAAACCCUCCACAGACCCUGUAGCAGGCUGGGGACCUGCAGGAGGCUAUGUCUUUCAGAAGGCCUAUCUGGAGUUCUUCACUUCUAGUGAAAAUGUGACUGCUCUCCUCAAAGUACUGAAAAAGUAUGAGCCCCGUGUCAACUACCACAUCGUUAAUGUGCACGGCCGUAACCUGACCAACGCCCCUGACAUGCAGCCUAACGCCGUGACAUGGGGCAUCUUUCCUGGAAGGGAGAUUGUCCAGCCCACUGUAGUGGACCCAGUCAGCUUUAUGUUUUGGAAGGACGAGGCCUUUGCUUUGUGGAUCGAGCAGUGGGCCAACCUCUACGAGGAUGAGUCUCCUUCACGAAUGAUCAUCAAGUAUAUCCACGACAACUACUUCCUGGUAAAUCUGGUGGACAAUGACUUUCCUCUGGAGAGCUGCCUGUGGCAGGUCAUUGAUGACAUGUUUGAGCUGCUCGACGCUCCUCCAGAAACGCACCACGAUGGAGAAGUCUCUGAAUGAAGCUUCUUAUUUACGGACAGAAAACGCACUGCUUCUUGCAAUAAAAAGCACAGCAUAGAGUAAGAUUUGCACUUGAAAGUGUUUAAAGAGUUUUAAAAAAUGUUUUUGGGAUAAUUGAAGCUAAAAGUCUCACCUGAACAAAAUAAGAGUUGUUUUUUUUGCUCCAUGAUGAGAAGCUUCUUCCUCUGUAGCACUCCCUGCUCAUAAACUGCAGUCAUGUUUUACAAAGUGUUAUUUCUUAAAGACAACAAAGGAGAAAUACAUUUGCAUGCAUUAUUUGAACAUGCAAUAUUUUUUUAAGUCGGUUAAUGUUUCUAUUAUCAUGGAAGACUGUAAUUCAAAUGAUGUAUUUGAACAAGCUUACGAAAUGAUGUUACAAGUGAAAAGCUAGUAUAGAGAUGCUAGUUGUGAGUGAAUCUUAUUUGAUGUCACAAUUAUGCUAUGCCGGUAAGCACUAAUGACUAUAUUGUACCACAGACAACAGGACUUUUACCUGGUGCCUUAACAUGUUUUAAAUGUGUGUCAUAUUUAUAUGUUGUGCCUGCUUUCUGAAGCAUUAAAUAACUUGUUCAAUAUUG